Molecule: messenger RNA, 127 nt
Organism: Dentiscutata erythropus
Lineage: Eukaryota; Fungi; Glomeromycota; Glomeromycetes; Diversisporales; Gigasporaceae
Source: the annotation of a GenBank genome assembly
AUGUCUGAAGAAUCAUUUGAUUUAAACACGUUGUAUCGAGAACUGGGAAGGAUUGACAAGGAGAUCGAUGUUGAAAAGUUGCUAAAGAGAAUUAUUAAGAUUGAAAAGAGAGAAAUUCAGGAACGUU